Suillus paluster is the source of this 2448-nucleotide messenger RNA. RefSeq names its product P-loop containing nucleoside triphosphate hydrolase protein. Lineage: Eukaryota; Fungi; Basidiomycota; Agaricomycetes; Boletales; Suillaceae. The transcript has 4 exons. Bases 1 to 2448 code for a protein of 815 amino acids. The record is from RefSeq and is a predicted model, not a curated record. Gene Ontology annotation, molecular function: ATP hydrolysis activity; ATP binding.
AUGGCCUCAAAUGCACUGGCAACCCAGUUUCAAGGCCAUCUAAACGAGUUCCAGAUCUCCCUCGAGCCCAGCGCGCUUAAUUACCUUACAUCUAUGCUCGCCGUCAUGUCUAUGUCCGAUAAAGCCAAGGACAUACGAGAUGCCACGGAGAUGUUUCUUGAGGAGGCUGAUGUGGACCCCGAGAAGAUCAACCAGUUUUAUGCGACCUUUGGCCAGGGAUGUAUGAAGACAUCUUCAGGGUCUUUAACGUCGGUGUCAGGGUCUACUACCUCUGCGGAGAAUGCUCUGCCACUAGACCCACCGAAACCUAUGUCGGCUAUUGAGGCCCGCCGCAUGAAACGCGCGCAAAAGAAGGCCGCCGCUGUUGCCUCCCCAUCGCCGUCCACAGAAACAGAGCCUAAGAUAGUAGCAACAGCCCAACAAAGCCGGUUCCACCGCGAGACGCUCGUGACAUCGUCCAAAGACAUCGACAUGCAGACUGUCAACAUCACCGUCAACAACCUCGACAUCCUCGUCGAUGCGCAUUUGCGUCUCAAGGAAGGCGUACGGUACGGUCUCGUAGGGCAGAAUGGCGUCGGAAAGACGAUGUUGAUGAGAUGCAUGGCGGAUAAUAUUCUUGCUAUGCCAAGCAAUCUCAAUAUCCUCCACAUCGCGCAGCUAGAGAUAUUUGACGAGUCCACCACCGUGUUGAACGAAGUACUCGAAGCAGACAAGGCUUGCACGAACGCUUUGCGAGAAUACGAAGUCUUACACGCAAUCUUCGGAGACACACCUCAGUCCACCUCGUCAAACACUGCCCAGCUGAAUAUUGCUCUUCACAACAUCUUCAUUUCUCGAAUGCAGACCCGCGUGAUCGCCGCGCAGCAACUCGCACUGAAGCGCUCGGGCGCACGUGGAUAUGAUGCCCGUCAGGCACAGGUCGCGAUAGAAAUCGAGUUCACUGCGCUGAAGGCCCAGGACCCGCAGGUCUACAUCUCACCUGACAUGGCGAACGACCUGAUCACGGACGUGUUUGACAAAUUCGCGCUGAUUGAUCUGGAUGCGCGGAAAGCAAAUGCGAGAAAAAUCCUGCGAGGUCUUGGAUUUGAGGAGGCCCAAGUCGAGGCCAGGGUACAAACCUUGAGCGGUGGAUGGCGGAUGCAGAUUGCGCUUGCGAAAGCGCUGUUUGUGGGCCCUGACAUCCUCCUGCUAGACGAACCAAGUAUGUCGUUUUCUAUCAUAGACAUCCACCUAUUCAUGUGCACAGCAAACCAUCUUGACCUGCCUGCGAUCCUCUGGCUACAAGAAUACCUGAUGAACGAAACAGCGGGACUGACGUUAGUGGUCGUGUCGCACGACCGGGCGUUUCUGAACGCGGUGACGACUGAGACGAUCAUUCUGCGGGACAAGAUACUGAAAUACCAUGCGGGUUCAUUCGCAGACUACGAGAGCACGAGUGAGGAGCAACGAGUACGGAAGCAGGCGUUGCUAGACUUACAGGCAAAGAAACGGGCGAAGAUCGCAGCAAGCAUCCAGCACGAUGUGCAACAGGCGCGAGCGACCGGGGAUGACAAACGGCUUGGGCAAGUGACGAGCCGGAAGAAGAAGCUUGAGCGUCUCGGAAUGGAGAAGAUGGAGGAUGGAAAGCGCUUCAAAGUGUCGUACUGGGCCGGGUACCACACGGGAGUACGUGCGGAGAUUGAGAUUGAGAAAGCCAUAAGGACCACGGCCAUCAAAAUCCCAGAUCCUCCUCCGUUGCGGUACCACGGGUCCGUGUUCACCGUGAAGAAUGCGUCAUUUCGCUACCCCACUUCGGAUAAAGACGUUCUUAUAGACGUCAGCCUCGAUGUGGGUCCGCAUGCUCGCAUAGCACUGCUCGGCCCGAACGGGUGCGGGAAGACGACCCUACUGAACAUGAUGGUGGGUGUGACGCAGCCGACAGUCGGGGAGGUAUAUCGACACCCUUCGCUGCGCAUCGGCUACUUCUCGCAGCAUGCGGUCGACCAACUCACGCUCACACGCACACCCAUCGAAGAGAUGCGCUCUCGAUACCCAGGGCUUUCAGAACAGGAGUGCCGGGCUCACUUUGGCACUGUCGGCGUGAGUGGGAAUACCGUUCUGCGGAAGAUCGCAGACCUCAGUGGAGGACAGCGGAACCGCAUUGCGCUUGCGAUGAUUCUGUACGAUGCACCGCAUGUGCUCGUACUUGAUGAGAUUACGAAUCAUUUGGAUAUGGGCACUGUGGAUAGGCUGGUGGAGGCGCUGGAGGGCUUUGAGGGAGCGUUGGUGUUGGUGAGCCAUGACGUGUGGUUUAUGAAACAACUGAUGGAGGCAGAGGACGACAACGAAGAUGAAAGUGAUGUGAAGGAAGAGAGGACGUUUUACGUCGUUCGGAAUGGUGCUGUGAAGCGCUGGGAGAAAGAUAUGGAUGGAUAUGUUGAGGCGGUCAUGAAGAAGGUCAAAAAAUGA